GCGUCCCGGCCCCGGAGGAGGGACCCGGAAGCAGAAGCGCAGCCGCGAGUGGAGGCGAGCCGCUGCCCGCGCUGCCCGGCGCCGGCUGGGGGUCCCGGCGGCUGGAUGGGCGGCGGCAGCGCGGGCCGCGGGCGGCGAUGGGCGAGGAGCAGAGCACGGUGAGCGGCGGCGGUGGGCCCUGGGAGGCGCGGGUCCCUGCCGGGGGCUCAGCGGGCCAGCCCGAGUCCCCCAGGCCGCGAGGGGACCGCGCCGGGGCUCCCGGGCCGCGCGCUGCCGCCGCCACCUCAUCCUCCUCGGAGGCGAGCAGCGGCGGCUGCGGAAGAGACCCGGACUGCGUGGACGCGAGCGCCCGGGAGCCUGCGAGCAAUCGGGCCACGGCGGGGCAGCCCGCGGGACUGCCACUCACCGGGCCCCUCGACCCCCAGAGUUUGGAACUGCAGCUGGAGCGCGAGGCGGAGGGAGCGGGGCCACGGGAGGCGACCCCGGGUCAGCAGCCCCCCGACGGGCUGCUCCUGGACGUGCUUGCCCAGCGACACCCGCCCCCCGCCAAGCCGCAAGUCUUCUGCUCCGUGUACUGCGUGGAGAGCGACCUGCCCGAGGCCCCCACCGCCGAGUCAUUGUCGCCGCCAGAGUCCCCACCUCGAGCACCGCCGGGGCCGAUUCCCGCCAGCCCGCCGCCCUCCUUCCCCAGUUCUCCGUUGUCGCUCCCGGCUGACCCCCUCUCCCCCGACGGCGGCAGCAUCGAGCUGGAGUUCUACCUGGCUCCGGAGCCCUUCUCCGUGCCUGGCCUAUUAGGAGCUCCACCCUACUCGGGCCUGGGCGGGGUAGGGGACCCCUACGCGCCCCUCAUGGUGCUGAUGUGCCGGGUGUGCCUGGAAGACAAGCCCAUCAAGCCCCUGCCCUGCUGCAAGAAGGCGGUGUGCGAGGAGUGCCUCAAAAUCUACCUGAGCGCCCAGGUACAGCUUGGCCAAGUAGAAAUCAAAUGCCCAAUCACGGAGUGUUUCGAAUUCUUGGAGGAAACUACUGUCGUCUACAACUUGACCCAUGAAGACUCCAUCAAGUAUAAGUACUUCUUGGAACUUGGCCGAAUUGACUCCAGCACCAAGCCAUGUCCUCAGUGCAAACACUUCACAACCUUUAAGAAAAAAGGACAUAUCCCCACACCUUCCAGAUCAGAAAGCAGAUAUAAAAUCCAGUGUCCCACUUGCCAAUUCAUCUGGUGUUUUAAGUGCCACGCUCCUUGGCAUGAAGGUGUUAACUGCAAGGAGUACAAAAAAGGAGACAAGUUAUUGCGUCACUGGGCCAGCGAAAUUGAGCACGGGCAGAGAAAUGCCCAGAAGUGUCCAAAGUGCAAGAUCCAUAUCCAGAGAACGGAAGGAUGUGACCAUAUGACUUGUUCACAGUGUAACACUAAUUUCUGUUAUCGAUGUGGAGAGAGAUACCGCCAGCUCCGGUUUUUUGGAGACCACACAUCAAACCUCAGUAUAUUUGGAUGCAAAUAUCGCUACCUCCCAGAGAGACCUCAUUUAAGAAGAUUAGUUCGAGGGUCAGUCUGUGCUGGAAAGCUCUUCAUUGCGCCUCUCAUCCUGGUUUUGGGAUUGGCACUAGGGGCCAUAGCAGUUGUAAUCGGUUUAUUUGUAUUUCCUAUAUAUUGCCUUUGUAAAAAACAGAGAAAGCGAUCACGGACAGGUAUGCACUGGUAAUCCGCAGAGGAUUUCACAUGACAUCAGCCGGUACCAGGGGGAGCUGUGCAGGAUGGUCCACCAUCUGUGAAUCAGAUCCUUGAAAACACCUAGAGGAAUUCUGCCAUCUCGUCUCCUGUGGUUCUCAGCAGGCCACAGUGCCUCUAGCUACGGUGCACUCCCAACAUGGUAUCCUGUCCUUUCUCUAAACAAAUUGCUGCUUUUUAAAAAAUGGUCACUUUUGUUAAUUAUAAACAUUUGUAUAGUAACUCUGACCUUUGUGGUUCUUGAAAGAAGAUAUUUUGAGAACAGGGUAUCCUCAGUUGUGUUUUGAGGGCACCUCACAGGAGUGUGAUUUGGACUGUCUGAACCCUGUGCUUCCCUCCAGGCUGUCUGUGAGACUUGGUUUGCAUAGCUUGAAGUCCUGUCUGUCUCAACAAACAAAGCCACUUUGCAGAAGAUAAAUCACCAAGUGCACCUGUUGUCAUCAGUGACCCAAGUGGUACCAUUCUUUCGUUCUUUGGAUACUGUAUUUGCUUAAAAAAAAAACCCCGGUACCCAGAAGGGACUUAAUGAAACUAAAUUAAUGAGAAGAACCAUGAGUUACUGGUGCGUAUGUGUAAGGAUGUGAAUGUGUGUAUAUAAACACGUAUUAAACCAGGCCCCAUAACCGUGUGCUUGUCCCUUUCCAUGUGUAUGUUCAGAGAAACAUUCAGCUAUGAUGGUUCCUUUUGUGGGCCUAACUUGGUAGUGUACUGAAUUAAAGCCAAUGUCAACAACAGGUUAUUUCCAUGGUAGCCCUGUCUGUUUCUUGCUCUUCCUAUGGUCACACACAGAGACUUGUGCGAUGUCACUCCAAGAUGUACCAAACUUUGUAAACUGACAACACUGAAUGGGUGGUUUUAGAAAGUCCCCAUGUUUCUGACACUUGAUCUCUUUUGGAUUCCUUGGAUUUGGGCAUACCUUAUCCUGUCAAUAAAGCCCUCCUGGGAUAACUUAAUUUAAAAAAAAUUUUUUUUUUUUUUGCUUUAAAGAAAACUGCUUAAAUUUUUAAGCCCCAUUCUGCUCAUUAUUCAAUUACCUCCUCAUAAUCCUAGGUAAUUCUGCUUAAGGUCUAAGUUUUUAAAAAAAAAUUACUUGAUGCUUUACUCCUUCCCUCUUUCCUCUUUUUAUUUGUCCCCAAUUUUUUUUUACUAAAAUAAAUCUUAGUUUUGAAGAAUUUUGCCUGUGUUUACCACUGAGAUGCAUAAAUUGUUGAUAUCUCCUUACAGAGAGAUAACUUGAAAACAGCUUUCUAUGUACAUAGUUUCAUCUAAAAUACAUACUGCUUUUGGAGAAGGAAACAAAUGAAGAAAGUAUUUUCAAGAAGAUGAGGAAUCUUUGAGAAUAAGAAAAUGGAGUUUGAUUAAAGAGGUCUAUUUCCUUGCUUUCAUCAGAACAUUGAUCAAAAUGAAGGAGAGGUAUUAAAAAGCCUGGGGUCUCCAGGCACUUAAAUCCUCCGAGUUAGAAUUUCACCAUACAUUAUUCUACUUACCGUAAAUGUAACGACGUUUGACUUGAAGUAGACUAUAUAAUAACACACACGUUUGCGUAGCUAUUUCAUGGUGUUGGAUGCUAGAGUGUAAGAACUUUGUAUCCUUGUGUUUGACUGAAACACUCAUGUCCGUGAAGGAUGGUCCACGUAUCAGCUAGCAUGCUUGUAUUCCCUCUGAGCCAUAGACAGGAGCUGGACGGCGUCCUGCUAAGUGGUGAGUCUCUGGCAAGAAGAGUGUGCAGUGCUUGUGGCUCUGGAAUAGCCACUACACUAUGGUGUGAGGUAAGGAACGUGACUUGGUUUUGCAGGUUUCAUCUUCCGUGCCUUCAGCCGUCCAUCUGGCAAUUGUUCACUCUCUGCUUUUGGUUUGCAAAAAGAAUGAGAGCUUCUAGCCCAAAUACAUGUUUCUAACCCCAAAAGCGCUUAAUUUUUAGAAAUUCAUCUUUCCUGGACUUGGGCAUCAGUUUGACCAUGUGUGAGUAGGAUGAAGCUGUCUGUGUAUGAUCUAUGUAUAUCUGUAUGUCAUAUGUAAACAUGUCAUGUUCAUACACACCACCUGGGUGAACAGAGACAUUCGGGUCUAAGAUUGUCUAUAUUCUUGAGUUAUUGUGCCUGUUGUCUUUGGCCUACUCAGGGAUUUUUAUUCUAUUCUUUAAAUAAUUUAUCUUUUACAGGUAUUUUUAUCUGAUUUGAAAACAAUUCCAAUAUGUAAGUUACAAAGUGGUAUUUGUUAUGAGGAAAGAUUGCUUCAUCAGAGGUUAGGCGAUUGCACAUUGUACUGCACGGGCAUCUCGUUUGUAAGUGCUUAGAUUUAGAGAAGAAAUGUAUGAGUUUUUCUCUUUUUAAAGACAACACACACACAAGUAUAUGUGUCCUUUCCAUGGUAGUAACUUAAAAGUAUUUGUGACUAUUUUAGUAAGUCUUGAAAUCUUUAAAAGAGUUAAAAGAUAAAAAAAAAAAAAGUAUUUAUAUAUCAGUGCCAACGUUGAAUGUAGAGCAGUGGUGACCCUCAUGGUGAAUUCUAAAAACUCCUUUACAAAGUGAAGUGUAUGUGUUGUGUCUUUUACCCAUGGCUUGUCCUUUUAUGUCACCAUUGUAAAUGUAUGUCUGUUCCUGAAGAAAAUCAAACCAUAUAGAAUUGUAAAGUUCACGUUCCUCUGCUUAUCUACCCCUUGUUUUUCUAGGGGCGCCUACUAUCAGUGAUCUGGUACCUGUCCUUCCACAUGCUUCCUUCAAGUGUACAAAUACGUGUGUGUGUAUGUGUGCAUGUAUCCCACUCUUGUGUGUUAGUUUUCUACAAAAAGAAUAAUAUCCUUUGCUGUGACUCUUUUUCAAGUUUUUAAAUAUUAGAAAAAUACCUUGCCAUAAGUGUUUACAUCCAUUUGAAAAUGACUGUCUAAUCUACGGAAGAGCUACAUUUUAAUUGACUUGGUCUUCUGUUGAAUGGGAAACAAGAUAGUUUUCAUUUAUUACAGACGAAGCAUUUUAUGCAUCCGUAUAUUUGUCACCUACUAUGACCGUUUCCAUCAGAUUUUGAAUUUUAUUUUUACGAAAUAUUUUUAAUAAAGAUUUUUAAUGCAUAGUCAGGCAACAAGACAUAGAAAUGAUAUAUUUGAGGCCAUUUGAAAUAACAGUGUAGAGAGUACCUAAUUUUAAAGCAGAUCAUCUUUUGAAAGAUGAUUUUUAUAGAUUAGCCAAAUACCUUGCCAAAAUUUAAAAGAGGAAAAUUAAUCUGUUUCAAAUGAAGCUCAGAUGUGAUCAGCCGUUGCUGGCAGUGUGGAAGAUGAGUCAGUUCUUGAAUUGCUUACUUUUAACUUAGUCCUCAAGCCAAAUAGAUAGUGUAUGUCCAUUUUCUAAAACACUCAUAUGUUUGUGUCAUUUAUGAAAGGUGGGAGGGAAAGGAAAGAAGUCAAACCUGUGACACAAGCAACAUCCUCUUCCCACAUUUAUGGCCCAGCGGUUAACCACUUACUGUCACCUACAAAAACAGACAGGAAAACAAUCAAAAAUAGUUAAACAGCAGACAUGUUACAAUGUGAUAUCUUGCUGGGCGGUGGUGGCGCACGCCUUUAAUCCCAGCACUCGGGAGUCAGAGGCAGGCGGAUCUCUGUGAGUUCGAGGCCAACCUGGUUUACAAGAGCCAGUUCCAGGACAGGAACCAAAUGCUACGGAGAAACCCUGUCUCGAAAAAUCCAAAAAAAAAAAAAAAAAAAAAAAACCACAAACAAACAAUGUGAUAUCUUUUUCUGCUGUGGGAUCAAGAUUCAGUGGCACCUCUUGGGAAAUGCCUAACUCUGGCACCGUCGCUUGAGUCCCAAGAUCCUGUUUGAGGUGUCUUUUAAUUUCACUGCCCAGACAUGUGGCCCAGUGUUCCUGCAGAAUAUUCUGCUCUGCUGCAAUUACUGCCUGUCCUUGUUCGUUCUGACCACAUUUUUGUUCACACCUCUACUAAUUUUGCCCUCAGAGAAGAGUAGAAGGAGGUAGGGGGAGGGGAAAGCUCACCCUGGUGUGUGGAGCCUCAGUGUUUCUUUCUGGCUUUUCUCAGAUUUCAAAGCAUCUGCCACAUCUCCCCUACCAAACACAUGAGACUGUUUUAACAUCAGAUUUUUAUGAUUCCGGAUGCCAUGAUUAUAAAAAAAAAAAAAAAAGUCAGUUGCCCAAAUAACAUAAGAUGGCAUACAAGGACAAAACUAAGAAGAUCCAUGGCAUGAGCCACUUUAGAUGUUAGUUUUAUAAACAAGUUGCACACAAAGCCUUAAUGUGAGUUCUUCCAUGUUAGCAGUUGAAGUCUGUCUCAACUCUUGUUUUGUUUUGUCUGCUAUAAUUGUUAGCCUUAAAAUCGAUGGACUUUCCAGUGAGUACCAUUUAAAUAAUUAAGUGAUAAAACAAAAGUGACUUGUGUUUUUCAGUGGCGAGAAUAAAAUCAUGUCAGAAAAUAUGUUUGAAUUCUUUAACUUUGUGAGACAUCGGAAGCUUAGAAUUUUAUGUAAAGCGUUCGUAAAUAUAUAGAACUAUUCCUAAUAUUUUGGUCAUCCUGGAAGUUAUUUGCAGCAAUUUUGCUACAUGUAAAACUCAUAGCAAAUAAUUACACUACAUAAUAAUAUUACUUGAAUUUAAAAUAUUAAUUCUUACUAAAAGUUUUAGUUGUAUUUCCAUAGUUUGUGAAUUCUAUAAAAGAAAAUUUUUGUGACUAGAAAUAGUAAUAAAUAAAAAUAGCUGGAGCACAUUUUGUUUUUCAGAUUAUAAAUUAUGUACGUUUCUACAAUUGUAGACAGUAACAUCCAGGAUCACAUAUUAAAGUGUGUCUCUCUAAUGAUCAUAUCAGUUAAACUGAGAUACCUGUAUAGAAACAGUAUUAUCUAAAUAAAACAAGAAUUCCAAACUUGAAAGGGUAUUUAAGACUGUGAAUGUAAGUCAGUGGAACUAGCGCCACUGUAACUUCCUUUGAGUGUACAGUUAAGACACAUUUCAAAGCCAAGUGCCGUAUGGGACCUCUGUGCAUCUAUCACUCGGAGUCUGCAGCUUUCGUUGAUGUUAUCCAGACCCAAUGAGCAGAGGCACUCUUGUAAUUGUCUAUUUAGAGAUUAACUGAAGCCUUGAUAUGUCACAUCUCUUCUGCGUCUUUAUACAUAUUGCCGGUUGUGCAAGCAUGUAAUCAUGCAUAUUAGAAAAUAUAUAUUUUCUUUUAAAUAAAGAAGUAACUGUUUUGGAAAUAAUAACUUAAAGUGUAAAAAAAUUGUUUUGAAAAAUACAUGAAAUAUUACUAAUGCCCUUUUGAGGAUCAAUAUUUUGUGUCUCUUAAAGACAUUUCAUUCAUUUAUUAGAUUACGUAGACUCAUUAACAGAGAAAAUAUUUUUGUUUUUCAGUUUUGAGUCAUGAUAUCGCUCUGUUCUUCUUGUUUGUACAGCAAUACUUACAUAUCAAUAACAUGCACAUAUUUUUUUUCCUUAGUUUCCCAGAUUAUCUUGCUUUUUACUUCAACAGUCCCCUUCCCUUCUCAUUUUGCCCAAGUGAAGGAUUUUUCUUAACCAUUAGCUUCUUUUACUGUAAUGCAAUGAAAUUCUCUCCUGAACAGUCUUUGUGACCAAACUCUAGUAUUAAGUGCCAUUUAUCCUUACUGUUUAUUAGCUAAAAUGGAUCCAGAGUGCCUGGGACAUUUUUCCCUGAUUCUUGACAGGAGGCAAGGAACUCUUCCUAGCUCUCUGCCAAGUAAGUGAAACAAAUGAAAUGCCAAUUGGACCAGAAGGUUAAUAAAACUCCAGAAUCAAACUUCAGAAAUUCAUGGUUAUCAAUGGACAAAAAGCAUGUAGACAUUCAUACCACCUGACUCCAGUCCUUCAUCCUUCAUUCAAAAUAAGUUAUAGCUUUGAUUAUUGAUCUUUAAAUAAAAGCAUUCUUUAGCUUCAACUUUGGGGUAGAUUGAAGUAUAGUAGCAAUUGUAUGUAAGAUGCAACUAUCAAUUCCUGUUCUGUCAUUAUUAUUGGGCAUUUUGAUUAUCUAAAACAAUCACUUUGUUUAUAACCUGGAUUUGCUUGUUAUUUGAAAACAGUCAAAUAUUUUAAUCAGUUGGAUUUACAAAUAAGCUACAUUCAAAAGGUAUUUAAUAUAGUUUUGCUAUAUAACAAAAUGUUCAGAGAGUAACACUUGUGUAUUAAAUUGUUCCCGGAACUGCAGAAAUACUGUCAUUUCAAAUUGUCCUCAUAGCUGGCAGGCUGUACUGUAGUCAUUGCUUCCGUUCAAAGUCAAGGAUUCACCUCAUGGCCAAGUAGGGAAGGCCAAGUCUUAAAAUUCUAGUUAAAUUCUUUAAAAUGCCAGUUUUACAUUAGCAUCACUUCCUUUGUAUAUUGUUUCGAAUAAAUAGUGUCUAAAUAUCUGAUACACAUAUCUAGCUUUUAUCUUAUAGAAAGUCAACAUGCUUUAUGUUUCUUUACAUAGAAUUCUAGAUAUAAUUACUUUUAUCAGUUGACUACAAAUCAUUUCUCUUAUGCUCAUUUUUUUAAAGUUGAAAUGGUAGCUCCUCGAUAGCCAAUAUUUAUUAUUAAUCACUUUUAUCACAAUUAAAUUCCUGUAGAUUGUGUUUUGAAAACUAUUUCCAUAUGAAUUUCAGAAUAGUAAUCGGUUUGUGUACACAUGCAUAUUUAGACACGAUUUGCCAAGACAAAAACAAUCUUUUACAGAUUUUUAUGAAAAUUACAAGGUACCAAGCAAGAUAGGGCAUUUGGCAGGUGUCCCAGCCAGAACCCUUAGAUCUGGAGUCAGCUGGAUUUGCUUCCAGCUCCUUCUCAAUCGACAGUGAUGUCUUUGAAAGGUCCAGGUCUACUGUAGUUUUGUUUCAUUUUGUUUCCUUCUCCAUUUACCCUUUGAAAAUCGGUUCCGUGGUGAAAAGCAGAAGGCAUAUUGAGUGUGUCUGACAUGCACCAGGCAGCCUGCCGCGUGUGUCUGCUCUGUCGUCCUAUGUCCCUCUCCAGCCUUGGCCUCCCUUGACACAAUACAGUUAGGGACUUUAAUUUAAACCCUUGUUUGUGCAACCGCUGUCCUCACAGAUAAACGUCUGCCACCUUCUAAUAAAGUCACUUUUAAUCCCUAGGGCAGAAAAGUAUUUGGCAAUUUUCUUUUGAAAAAAAAUUGUUAAUAUACAAAUAAGUAGUACAUUUUUGAGUCUUACAAAAAUCCAGCCAAACAGCAGCAUGGCUGGGCAUAGUGGUACAUGCCUUUAAUCUCAGCACUUGGGAAGCAAAAGUAGGCAGAUCUCUGUGAAUUCCAGGCUAGCCUAGUCUACAGAGUGAGUUCCAAGACAACCAGAGCUACAUUUUGAGAUCUUGUUUCAAAACAAAACAAAACCAAUGGAAUAAAAAUGCCCUUACAUUAAUCCACCAUUUGUUAAAAAACCAUGAGUGAGUAAUAGUUGUUUGGCUUCUCUUUUAAGCACAAUUAGUAAGAUGUUUUCAUGCAGCAAAUAUACCAUUUUCUUGUCUGGGAAACCUGAAGGACAAUUACAUUAUCCACGUCUUCUUUUUUUUUCUUUUUUUCAGUGUUAAAGUGCUAAAAAGAAUAGUUGGGGUUUGAAUCCGUGACUAUUGCAUAUUCAGAAAUUAGUGUUCUGAUGAAUAUACCAUCUUCUGUUUAAAUAUGAGACUAUUAUCCUAUUUUAAUUCUGCUCUCAAUAGCAAUAGCAGUUGAUGAUUCAUUUCCUCAUCUAAGGUGAGUAGUUUGCACCACUGAUUUGUUCCAGGUCUUGUCACUUUCCUGCCCCUUUCCAAAUAAUAUGCCAUAAUGUUUUUCAUGUUGAAAAUGAACCUUGUUAAAUAUUUUAUUUUUAAAAGUUUUUAACUGUUUCUGCAUUUCAGUCCUUUCGCUGCUAACUUUGAUCUUCAUAAAGAACAUGGAAGAAGCCAUUUCAAAUACAUUUUAAGAAAAUGGGCAGGUAGAAAUAGCAAAAUAGAUGUCAUUGAUACUUUUAGUUCACCCCUGAAAAGCAAUUGGAAAAGAAAAAUAAAUUCUACCAAAAUUAAAAGGUUGAAAAAGAAAGGUAUCAAAAAGAAUCGACUUCCAGCUGAGUUUUUUAUACUGUUGGGUCCAUGGCUUGUGCACUGUCUGCUCUCACCACUAUGGUGUUACUACACUGAUUAUUGAAAGAAUUAGUGAAGAAAGCCAGGGCAAUCAGCUUUGUUUCCACUCUCCAGUAGCACUAAUUAUUGUCCUGUCCCAACCCUUCCAUAUGGUGCUUGUGUGAUGAUGUAACAUUUGUGUAUGUUACUAGUGCCUUAUUUUUUCACAUGACUUUAUUUCUUAUCAAAAGAGCCAUAAAUUAAUUUUCUGUUAGUGUUCUUUGAUCCCUCUAUUUAAAGCAUGCUAAUCAUUUGUCUUUAUGGAUGUAUCUAGUCUGCAUUUGCUACUGACUCUACUAUACUGUCUCUCGUAUAAUAAAUUAGCUGUAUUUUUCUCAAGUAUGUUGCUUGUUUUUAAGCUAAAGCAAGAAAAUAAAUAUUAAAUGCCAGAUAUUGAGGCUAACAGAAUUAAUUUUCAUUUUUAAACCACAAAAAAAGAAGGUUGAAUAAAUUGAGAACUGUGACGAGCUUAUCGGCGAAUUCAGCUAGGGUAAAACUGCAAAACUUUACAAAGAGCAUUAAAAAUAAACAUAACUGUGAUACUUCAGAAAUGUGACCAUUUCUCUACAACUUGUCUUUGACAAUAUUUUAUUAUUAAUUUUCUUAUAGAUACCAAAAAAAGAUCAGUAGUUGUCAAAUUUACACAUUAUUCAUUCACAGUAGGCUGUAGCAACUUCAAGUCAUUCUGUAUAUUAUUUGCUCUUCAAGGUCUGUGCCUUUUAUUUUGUGCUAUUCAAAAUAAUGGUUUUGCUGAUAUCUGUAUAUAUGCAUUAUAUCACAUACAUAUAUGCCACAUAUAUUUCGAGUUUUCAUGAUGAAUGUAUGACAAAUGGUUAAAAUAAACCAGGUGUGAAGACAAGACAAAGAUAUGGAUUGUAUAUGGAAAUGUAUAAAUAUUUGACAGAAGAAAAAGGAUCUUCUUGCCAACAAAUAGGCCCUGCUGGAAGGGCCUGGAAAUGAACAGAUUUUCUUUUAAACAAUGGAAUUUUAAAAAUCCAUUACCUCAAGAAAUUUUAGUAGAUAUGUAUUAUAUCCACUAAAGGAUAAAUAGUAUAUUCCUUCUGAAUAAAUACUAUCUCACUUGUGACUGAUAAAAACAAGUAUCAGAUCACACAAAUUAUAGGAACAAGGCCUUGAAAAGAUGAACAGAUCUUACAGAGUCUAGUUGUAGGCUCCCAGUAAUGGCCCUAUAUCCUUUUGUUGUAGUUUGUUUUAAAUGAUCAUUAUUUUGGGUUGGUUGUUUUAAAUUGGAAGGUAAUAAUUAUGAUAUUAGAUCUCAUGGAAGUCAAAUGGUUGCAGUUGUUACUGUGUGUACAGUGUAGAUUUCUGUGGAGUGCUAUUUACUACAUGAUAUGUGUGG
Messenger RNA from Chionomys nivalis (European snow vole), 11185 nucleotides. It is a transcript of the gene Rnf217, whose product is annotated as ring finger protein 217. Gene Ontology annotation, cellular component: cytoplasm; ubiquitin ligase complex. Gene Ontology annotation, molecular function: ubiquitin protein ligase activity; ubiquitin conjugating enzyme binding; zinc ion binding. NCBI's taxonomy places the organism in Eukaryota, Metazoa, Chordata, Mammalia, Rodentia, Cricetidae. The transcript is spliced from 6 exons. The coding region runs from base 138 to 1703 and encodes 521 amino acids. The record is from RefSeq and is a predicted model, not a curated record. Gene Ontology annotation, biological process: ubiquitin-dependent protein catabolic process; protein polyubiquitination; positive regulation of proteasomal ubiquitin-dependent protein catabolic process.